Molecule: messenger RNA, 1268 nt
Organism: Lactuca virosa
Lineage: Eukaryota; Viridiplantae; Streptophyta; Magnoliopsida; Asterales; Asteraceae
Source: the annotation of a GenBank genome assembly
CUUCUCUCGUUUUCAUUCAUAUCCUCUUCUCAAAAAUGGCACUCGCUAAAGAAAGAAACCCUAACGAUCACUCUUCACACAUGUCUGGUUUAGUCCAUCAAUCGUACACAUUUUAUGGAAGUGCCAUUGGAGAAGUCGAAGAGGGUGAAAGCCCAGAAAAGAAAGGGAAUUUUGCUGGAAGUUCAUCGAAUUCUUCUUCACUUUCUAGUCCAGGCAGCGCUUCGAAUUCGGGUGGGUUUCUAUACCGAGCUACCACAAAUCAUCAACAACAAUUACAACAAGAAGAAGGUCAUUCGGUUAUAAGCUUCAAGCCAGGAUACUACGAUAAUAGUUUCAUGCAAAGUGGUAGUGGUUCGUGUUUCCUUAGCUUUGAAGAAAAUGAAGAACAGCCCUAUUCGAGUAACUUGAGCCCUGAGCAGCUAAUGAAUUUAGGGUCUGGUUCCUUCGAUAGCUUACGCUUGCUGGAAAAUAUGAAUUGCAUUCAAAGUAGUAGCAUAAAAGAAAACCAUCAUGAGGAAUUGGAAUCAUUUACAUGGCCAAAUCCUUCUUCUUCUGAGAAUUACCAUGCAACACAAGAAUCAUCUUUCCAUAAGCGUAGUCAUUCGGGAGAGAGUGAUCAAGCAUUCAAAAAACAAUGUACCACCAACACAGCAACAAAGAAGAUUAAGCAAAAGUCAACUCAAGUUCAACCAAAGGAUCCACAAAGUAUCGCAGCCAAGAAUCGUAGAGAACGAAUUAGUGAACGGCUGAAAGUUCUUCAGGAUCUCGUGCCAAAUGGUUCCAAGGUUGAUUUGGUUACCAUGUUGGAGAAAGCCAUUAGUUAUGUAAAGUUCCUUCAGUUGCAAGUGAAGGUGUUGGCAACUGAUGAGUUCUGGCCAGUACAAGGUGGAAAACCACCUGAGCUUUCACAAGUUAAAGACGCGAUUGAUGCCAUACUUUCUUCUUCCCAAAGAGACAGAAGUUCAAGCUCUAAAUAAGCUUCCAAAGGCAAAAAUUCUAGAAACCAAGUAUUUAGAAUUCUAUUUCCCGGAGGAUCAGAAAGAGAGGGGAACAAGAAGUAUAUGCAUCCACGCAUCUAUCGAAGGAAAAAUGUUAUGAUCAUUUUAUUUUUCCUCGAUAAUAAUGUAGGGACAACCAUCUUGUUUCUAAUAACAUGCAUCUUGUGUUAUUUAAUUAUUGUCUAGAAAACUUUGUAGUGAUGGUUUUCGUUAUUAAUUGGGUAUAGGAAGUUUUAAGUUUAGGCUUAGUUAUAAUACUAUUCCAAAUCC